This is a messenger RNA of Saccharomyces eubayanus, 1359 nucleotides long. It is a transcript of the gene HOS2, whose product is annotated as histone deacetylase HOS2. Gene Ontology annotation, molecular function: histone deacetylase activity. The record is from RefSeq and is a predicted model, not a curated record. The coding region runs from base 1 to 1359 and encodes 452 amino acids. NCBI's taxonomy places the organism in Eukaryota, Fungi, Ascomycota, Saccharomycetes, Saccharomycetales, Saccharomycetaceae. The transcript has a single exon.
AUGUCUGGAACAUUUAGUUAUGACGUGAAGACGAGAAACAGUCAACCGUCAUUUGAGUUUAAUUCUAAUUAUUCGCCAAGGGUAUCAUACCACUUCAACCCCAAAGCUUCACAUUACCAUUAUGGUGUAAAGCAUCCAAUGAAACCGAUCAGGCUCAUGCUAACGGACCACUUAGUCUCUUCUUAUGGGCUGCACAAAAUCAUGGACCUUUACGAAACAAGAAGCGCUACUAAGGAUGAGCUAAUUGAGUUCCAUACAGAAGACUACGUCAAUUUUCUCUCCAAGGUUUCACCAGAGAAUGUUAACAAGCUGCCUAGAGGCACGUUAGAAAAUUUUAAUAUUGGAGAUGACUGCCCUAUUUUCCAAAAUUUAUACGAUUAUACAACCUUAUACACUGGUKCGACCCUUGAUGCUACCAGAAAGUUAAUCAACAAUCAGUCUGACAUAGCAAUAAACUGGUCCGGUGGUCUCCAUCAUGCAAAGAAAAAUAGUCCCUCCGGAUUUUGCUACGUGAACGAUAUCGUCCUCUCUAUUUUAAAUUUAUUAAGGUAUCAUCCAAGAGUCCUUUACAUAGAUAUCGAUUUGCAUCACGGCGAUGGUGUUCAGGAGGCAUUUUAUACCACAGAUCGAGUUUUCACAUUAUCAUUCCAUAAAUACAACGGUGAAUUUUUCCCAGGAACAGGUGAUUUAACAGAAAUUGGUUGUGAUAAAGGUAAACAUUUUGCAUUAAAUGUACCUCUAGAAGAUGGUAUUGACGAUGAUUCGUACAUUAACCUUUUCAAGUCCAUUGUAGACCCUUUAAUAAUGACUUUCAAACCAACGGCUAUCGUUCAACAAUGUGGCGCGGAUUCUUUAGGCCAUGAUCGCUUGGGUUGCUUCAAUUUAAACAUAAAGGCACAUGGAGAAUGUGUGAAGUUUGUAAAAUCGUUUGGCCUGCCAAUGCUAGUAGUUGGAGGCGGGGGUUAUACGCCAAAAAAUGUUUCACGACUCUGGACCUAUGAAACAGGAAUUUUGAAUGAUGUCUUAUUACCGGAGGACAUCCCCGAAGAUAUCCCAUUCCGCGAUUCAUUUGGGCCAGAUUAUUCAUUAUAUCCAGUCUUAGAUGACUUAUAUGAAAAUAAAAAUAGCAAAAAGCUUUUGGAAGACAUCAGGAUACGAUGUCUAGAGAACAUCAGAUACCUACAAGGUGCUCCAAGCGUAAGAAUGGAUGCCGAGUGCAUACCGACACAGGAUAUUAGCGCCUUAACGGAAGAGGAGGACAAAAUGAUCCAAGAAAUGAACGAAGAAAAUGAAACGGACUCUUCAGCAAGGCUUCGACAAAUAGAAAAGGAAAAUAGCGGACUGGUUACGUUUUCAUGA